This is a messenger RNA of Bufo gargarizans (Asiatic toad), 3688 nucleotides long. It is a transcript of the gene SACK1B, whose product is annotated as family with sequence similarity 83 member B. Gene Ontology annotation, cellular component: cytoplasm; membrane. The transcript is spliced from 5 exons. Lineage: Eukaryota; Metazoa; Chordata; Amphibia; Anura; Bufonidae. Gene Ontology annotation, biological process: epidermal growth factor receptor signaling pathway. Bases 210 to 3407 code for a protein of 1065 amino acids. The record is from RefSeq and is a predicted model, not a curated record.
AUAUGACAAGUCGUUUGCAUGUUACAACAGGUAACACACCUGUCUCCCAAGGCAAGGGUUCUAUUCAUGAGGACUAGACAAACCCAAACACAUUAUUUUCAAAUCUCCACCACAGCAGUGACACAUUUGACUGCUCGGAAUUGCACAGACUUCUACCUUCCAGCCCUUUCACUGCUUCUGUUUCAUGGUGUCUGGUCUAAUUUUUCAAAAUGUCGGCAAUGGUGGACACAUUAUCAUUGCUUUCAUCCUUACAUGAUGACGGCAGAAAUGAAAGCUUUAUAGAGCCUCACUACAAGGAAUGGUACCGGGUGGCCAUUGAUGCUUUAAUUGAUGGAGGCAUUGCUUCAUAUGAAGAUUUUCUUAAUAAGGAAAGAGCUACAGAAUUCCUUGCAGAGGAUGAACUCAAUUACAUCACAAAUCACAUACAGAAACCAGUGGAGAAUGGGGACAGUUCACAAGGAUAUUCAACAGAUGAUAAUUCAUCUUCUGGAACUUAUUGGCCUAUGGAGUCUGAUGUAGAAGCACCAAAUCUUGACCUCGGCUGGCCAUAUGUGGCACCAGGACAAAUAGGAGCUACAGACAUAGGCCUUUAUUUUAAUCCACCAAGAGGACAUCCUCUCACAAUUAAAGAAAUGAUCAGAAAGAGUAUUAAAGAAGCUAGAAAGGUGAUAGCCAUUGUCAUGGACAUGUUUACUGAUAUUGAUAUCUUCAAAGAACUUGUGGAAGCCUCAACUAGAGGAGUUCCUGUCUAUCUACUUCUUGAUGAUGCAAAUUUUCCACAUUUUUUGAAGAUGGCAGAGAAACAGGGGUUACAAGUUCAAAGACUAAGGAACAUGAGAGUACGAACAGUCAAAGGGCAAGAAUAUUUUUCUAAGUCAGGAGCAAAAUUCUGUGGAAAAAUGGAACAGAAGUUUCUACUAGUUGACUGUGAGAGGGUCAUGUAUGGAACUUACAGCUUCAUGUGGUCAUAUGAAAAAGUUCACUUAAGUAUGAUUCAAGUAAUCACUGGAAAACUAGUGGAGUGCUUUGAUGAGGAAUUUCGAACACUCUAUGCUCGUUCCACUAUCCCUGCAGCAUUUGGACCAGAGGUAUCUGUGACUGGAAAACACCAAAAAGUCCCAUGGGAAAAUGGAUCAUACCAGAAUUCAAUAUCUUCUUUACUCUCCGCUUCAAGUCAAAGAAGCCUCUUUGGAAGAAAAGAGCAAAUAAGCAUAUUAGAUUCUUCAUAUUUAAAAUCAAGAAGUAGAUUUGUUAACAAUGAAGAAGAAAAAUACAAUAUGAGAAAUUUGUCAUAUAGAGGAUUCAAUGUCCAAAAUAAAGUGAAUCAGUUUCAGCAGUUUGAGCGGAAUGACAACUGGAAACGACAUAGUUAUGCAGCAGGAGAAAAGACAGAUGUAUCUCCUUAUUUAAUGCUAAAUAGAGCUUCAAACAGUAGAAUUAAUCAUCAACCUGUUCACUGGAAUAGACAUCUUGAUGUUGGUAGCAUAGGGUCAUUAUCCAGGGGUGGUUACUCAAGUAAUUAUAAUGGAUCUACAACUCAAAGCUUUGCUAAUCGUUUGUCCCAAAGAUUAACACCAAAUGUUUCUGAAAGAAAUUCAAGCGUACGAAGAUCUUUUCAUGGAACAGACAAUCAUGUGCGUUCAGUACAGCAGAGAAUGCCCACUUUGGAGCACACUACCAAGUCAUUUCUUCGAAACUGGAGGAUUGAAUCAUACUUAAAUGAUCACUCUGAUAUACCACCAGAAUCAAGUGAAAUAGAGUUAAACAGAGGCGAUGGUAAUGAGAUAGCUGACAGUUCAAUAGAUAAUUCAUUGUACAGUCAGUCAAGACUACGGACAUCAAUUCUGUACAAGUCAACUUUGCCAGAACAAAAAGAAACCACUAGCAGUACAACAAACUCUUCUCAUUCAAAUUCAACUAUUAUUGAUUCUCAAGGGAGCCAAACUCCAAAAUCUUCACCAUUAAAUGUUAGGGUUUCAGAGCCGAAAGAAGUUAAUCAUUUUCCAAGUUAUGAUACACCACAGACUUUUCAUCAUCACGAUGCAGUGAAAAGGCAUAGUCUGCAGGUUCCGCACAAUGCACAACUCAUGAACCACAGUUUUAGUUACAAUACUAAUCCAACACCAGGUUACCUGUACACAGCACUUUCCGCCAACAAACAGCCAGAUAGUAUUAGGAAACAAAAUGACACAAUUUUUAAAAGACGCAGCUUGCCGCUCUUUGAAAGUCGUAAGGUAAACUUAGACUCUAGUAACAAUGUGAUUCCACCAAACUAUAUUUAUACAUCACUUGUAAAAAGGCAACAAAAAAACUCAGCAUUUGUGACCGAUGUCCACAAUACUGAAAAGCUAGGAAAAAUCACGAGCAAUGAAAAUCAACUCGUUGGCAGUGAUACUGUUCAACCUGUUAAGGAAUACUUGUCCACUGAAACAUUGGAUGAAGACAGCAAAGACUCCCCGGGCAAGAAAGAAAAUAAAGGUUCUCCAAAUUUUCUUAAAAAAGGAUCAAAGAAACUCAAAUCACUGCUCAACCUAGCUCCAGAAAAAAAAGAAAAUCUAUCUAAAAACAAAACUCCUGCAUUCUAUAGAAUGUGCAGCAGUUCUGAUACAUUGAUCUCUGAAGAUGAUGCUGAACUAUGUCCAAAAAAAUCGGAUUCCAAAAAUGAUUCUUCUCCUCGGAAGGAGAAAACACUCUCAAUGUCACAAAUAAGUCUAAAUAAAAGUAAAGAAAAUGUUACUCUAGGAUCUAGUAGAUCGAAUAUACUCCUUUCAGAGGAUGGCAAAUCUAAUCAGUCACCAACUAUUAGUAGUGUUGAAAAUAAAUUUCUUGAAAACAUAGGUGAUGCAUCUGCUCCUCGAUUUAAUACAGAGCAAAUCCAAUUUGUAGAUACAAGGGCCCAAGUCCAUAAUAAUCCUUAUGGAAGAGUUGUAAAUCCUGCAAUGCAGAGAGAAGUAUUAAGGCAUCCAAAGGACGGCAUUCACCGAGCAUCAUCUCAUAGAGAGAUACACCAUAGUACCAUUCCCCAUAACAUGCAGAGAGAGAUGCAUUUAAGACACUCACACAGAGAUAUACAGCACAAAGAACUACCACGUAGGGAUAUGAAUAUAGUACAACCAAUGCCAGACUUUUCAAAACCUCAGGAGGACUCCAGCAUCUCUCGACCAAAUGACAGAAGGGUUUAUAGUCGUUUUGAGCAAUUUUGCAAGGCAGAAAACAAUGUACCCUCUUCUAAUACACAACCUAUCAACAAUUUAGACUAUAGAAGUAAGGGAGUUAUGCCAAGUUAUUCAAGACCACCACAAACAUUAAGUUACAACUCAAAUGUUUAUAACACGGUCCAACCAAAUGAAAAUAAAUUUGGCAGAUUCAUGCAAAAAUUUGGAAGCUUCAUUCACAAGAAACAGUAAUAACAAGGACUUUCCAAAACUAUAAUUGUAAAUAGGGUACUGUUUACUAGCUCAUUGGUGCAAGAGGAUUGGUUGUCUAUCCAUUUUGUAAAAUAUGUUUGUUUUUGUUUUUUAAUAAAAAUGUACUGUAAGCAUUAUUGCUUGUUAUUAUUAUACCUGUAGAUGUACCUGACAUGUUUUCUAUUUGCAACAACUUCUGAUAUUAAAGGGGUAGUCCUAGUUCAGUAACUGAUUCCCCUCCCAAAAAAAAUAAAAAUAAAAGAAGGCACUUAUCAAAUAUA